AUGCCGCCCCUCCCCCCGCGGCCCUCGCGGCUCCGGCCCGCCCCUCGCCCGGGCGGCGGCAGUGGUGGCCGCGGCCCCGCUCCCCGACGACCCCGACGGACACGACCGAACUCCCGACACGACCCGGAAGCAGAGCCCCGCGAGAGGAAAGCCGGUCUGGCGGGGGCGGGGGGGGGCAUCGCGCAGGUACCCCCUCUUCCGCGGUACGCCCCGCCCCCCGCGCUGUCGACGGCCAAUGGAGAGCGAGGGCGGGGCGGGGGCGGAUCCGUCCGUGAGGGGACGGAAGGACUGGAGCGGUGGGAAAGUCUUGGAAGGGCCGUCUGGGCGGGGUUCCGAGGGUGCCGGGCGAGGUUCCGAGGGGCCGGAAAUUUUAGAGUUGGCGUGGGUUUUUCGCCUGUUACCUGCUUCCCGGUGUAUACAAGGUCCCGCCGGCCUGCUCUGUCCUUUCUCACGAAGACACUCUGGCGCAUGAGGCGAUGGCUGCCCUCCCUCGGCCUGCGUGUACAGUCCCACUCUUUAUGGUGAGUUCUGAAGCCAGAAGAGGAGAGAAGUCCCCUCAGGAUCCGAAACAGAACUCUGAAAGAAAGAAGCACCUAAAUCAAGUUGCCAGUGACACAUGCAUGGAAAGGGAUAAAGUGGGACCUUAUCUGGGU
Molecule: messenger RNA, 653 nt
Organism: Serinus canaria (Common canary)
Lineage: Eukaryota; Metazoa; Chordata; Aves; Passeriformes; Fringillidae
Product: translation initiation factor IF-2-like
Exons: 2
Coding region: 1-525 (174 amino acids)
Source: RefSeq, a predicted model, not a curated record